UCGUCUGGCUGGCACAGCGACUGACUUCCGCAUUCCCAAAUCUUCAAAAUAGGGAUCGGUAAAGAAACGGGCUGAUGCAACGAUAUCCACUUUUUAAAAUAUACUCUAGACCAUCUUCUGAUCCCAAAAAAGGACAUUUGCUGAACACGGAAACCAACCCAGCUGUGGUCGUAGGAGGGAGCACCAUGAUGCCCGGGCCGAUCCCUGAUCCCUCCGUGGCAGCCGGCUCCUUGCCCGGCCUGGGGCUACUGGCGGGCAUCUCUGCCACGACGCUCACCGAUCAGCUCAAGUAUGCUGACCUGUGCAGCCUGGGUGCCAUGCUGUCCCCACUGCAUCUGCUGGGCAAGAGGUCCAAGAGGCCCAUGAAGACUGAGAGAGACGAGGAGGAGGACAGGAGGAAAAGGAGAAGAGAGAAGAACAAAGUGGCAGCAGCGCGAUGUCGAAACAAAAAGAAAGAGAGAACAGAAUAUUUACAACAGGAAUCCGAAAGGCUAGAGAUGAUGAAUUCUGACCUCAAGGCCCAGAUCGAAGAGCUGAAGCACGAGCGUCAGCAGCUGAUUCUGAUGCUCAACCGACACCGGCCCACGUGCAUCGUGCGGCGGGACAGCGUGGAGACCCCGAGCAGCGAGGCCAACCCCCUCUUGGAGCAGCUGCAGGCCGAGGCCGAGGCCAAGUUAUGAGCUUGAGCUGGAGCCCUGCGCCAUCACUGUGGUUCAUGUUUACUGCAAAAGCCUCAGAUAAGAAGGCCUAGCUAGCUAGCCAGCAACGCCAGCUAGAAGCACUUAGCUCAACCCUCUGGAGCGCCGCCCAGUGGCCUGGAGGAGCACUCCUGCCUGGCAGCGUGGAGGUUGAGCCCUUGAUGAUGCGAAAAUGAGAAACAGAAAGAUGGGGCCCGAUGUUUGUUACUGAUGCCAAGACUCCUUCAUUACCCUCGUUGUCGUUUACACCUUUUGCAUUACUCACAGCAUCCAGCAGGUUCUUACACGCCUCAACAUUACUCCAGGUCUUGGGUUCUUUUGAUGUGAUUUCAUUGGGUGUGCUCAUCCAGAAUGCAUUCAAAUAUGAUUGUGGUAUUGAUUUAGAUCUGUUCUUGGCCGUAGUUUCAGUUUUUAUAUAUAUAUUUUUUUUUUCUGGCGCAGGCGUCAUUUAUGCAUAUAUGAAGUUUACAUCUUUGUUACAUACAAUUAUAUACACUCUUUUUAUACUACAUGUACAUGUAUAUUAAAUUUACCAUGUGCUAUCACUAGAUGUGAUACCUUUUGUAUUACGGUCUCAAAUGUUUAUACAGUAUUUUUUCAUAGCUUUGGGACAAGCUCAAUAUGUAUCUUACGCAAUGUUGACAACUCUUAAAGAUAUUUCACAAGAAUUGACUGCAUGUUUGGAUGACUCCUGUUAGACUUAGUACCUCUGCAUUCCAGUCUUAUUCAUUUUUGUUUGCUGUGAAAAAUUGCCAUACAAGUUGUCUAUAUACAAUAACUUUUCUAUAUAAAAUGUAUUUAGAUAACAUUUAUUUUGCAGAUAAUUAAAAACAAUAUUUUCCAAUAGCAUCUCACAUCUCAUUUAUUUUAUUUGAAUUUGGCAAUAUGAUCAGGUCUGAAAACAACUUGAAUUGGGACUGAACACAACAGUUUAAAAUCAGUUAUUUAAAGCUGAAUUUAAAGUGUAAUUUUUAUCUGCAGGUUCAGUUUGACCUUUGACCUAACAAGAUACUGCACACAGUGGUUGGUUCACACCAGCCCAGUACUAGGAAGGUCCUGAAUCAUUUUGCUUAAAAAAUACAAUCACUACUCUACAACACACUACCAUUCAAAAGGCAUCAAGUCGCUGGUGGCCAAAAACAAAAGGCCAGUCCACAGAACUCUUAAAUUAUUGGGUUCUGUAAUGAUCUGGACUUUACCAUGACAUCAUCUCAUAAGCUCACAUAGAUGUGGGUGUGUUUUUAUAAGAGAACCCUAUGACCAUUAGAAACACCACUUGUGGAAAAGGUUACUGUUUUGUUUUUGUUUGAAUUUGGAUGGAUCAGUGCAAAGGGGAAUACUGUAUAUUGGUGUGGUCAUAUGACAAACCCCAAAACCAAGGCUGUGUCAAUAUACUGUUUUAUUAAGAAACAGAGUAAAAAUGUCAAAUAAUUACAAUCAGAUCAACACUGUACAGAAAAAAAUGUCAUGGUGUUUAAAAUAUUGCAGAAGAAAACUGAAAAUGUUUAGCGUCAAAUAAAAAAUCUGACAUAUUUGAAUCA
Sardina pilchardus (European sardine) is the source of this 2239-nucleotide messenger RNA. It is a transcript of the gene jdp2a, whose product is annotated as Jun dimerization protein 2a. Gene Ontology annotation, biological process: regulation of transcription by RNA polymerase II. Gene Ontology annotation, molecular function: RNA polymerase II cis-regulatory region sequence-specific DNA binding; DNA-binding transcription factor activity, RNA polymerase II-specific. Gene Ontology annotation, cellular component: nucleus. Bases 75 to 680 code for a protein of 201 amino acids. NCBI's taxonomy places the organism in Eukaryota, Metazoa, Chordata, Actinopteri, Clupeiformes, Clupeidae. The transcript is spliced from 4 exons. The record is from RefSeq and is a predicted model, not a curated record.